GUGUGGGGUGGGGGUUGUGAGUGGGGCCCGGGGAACAACAACAACAACGACGGCGGCAGCAGCAGCGCUCGGCCGGUUGCUCGAGUGACGAGCCGCGUGGCCCCGGCGAGAGUGAAGGAGGAGGAGGAGGGUGACGAGGAGGAAGCACCGAGCGAGGUGCCAGCACAACGCGGCAGUGCGCCAUGGCAAGCCGGUACGGAGAGUGGACGGUUUCCAGCAGUGAUGACGAGGAGCGGACUGUGGAGUCAGCGGUGGCACCAGCGAGCGGCAGGCAGCCAGCCGAGUCCUGGCAAGGUGAGGCAGGAGCAGGAACGCAGGAGCCACAGUAUGACUCGGAUGCGACCUUGGUGGAUGAAACAGAGAUUGCUGCGAACCCAGAGGCUGAGAUCGGAUCCCUUGGUGAAAAGAGUUUAGCGAAUCCGCUUCCCAUCGCGCCCUCCCUGCCGGCGCUAGCAGGCAGCGCAGCCAACAAGCGCAAGAAGCCGUCGUGCGCCGACAACAGCUGGACGGUGUCGGACAGUGAAGACGAGAACGACUUGGGUGGCGUGGAGGCUGCCGUGUCCUCUCUCACGGAGGAUAAGGGCAUCGUCACCACUUCCCAGCACAAGAGGCAGCGACUAGGGUUGGAUAGCGGCGUGGUUCCUGUCGUCGAGAACUCCGUGUGCGGUGAGAAAACUCCCCCUCGUGAGCCGGAGCUGCGGGAGCUGCGGGAGCUGCUGGUGCCGCAGGAGCCGCAGGAGCCGCUGCCGCCGCAGGACGUGAUCGAGGCAUUGGAGCAGGCGGCUCCACUGUAUUUCUUUCUCACCAGAGUGGCUGGGAUUGGGAAGAAGAUGAAUAGUCAUGCACUGCACAUCACUGACAUUUUAUCGCCACUUAUGGGAACACUCAAGAAAUCUGCACAGUUUAACUACUGCUUUGACAUCCCGUGGCUCAUGGAGCAGUACCCAGUGGAGUUCCGGUCCCUGCCGCUGCUGCUGGUGCAUGGCGAGCAGCGUGCAAGCAAAGCGAAGCUCUUCGAAGCUGCCAGUUUCUACCCGAAUGUAACGCUGUGCCAAGCAAAACUGGACAUAAUGUUUGGGACGCAUCAUACAAAGAUGAUGCUACUGCUGUAUGAAGAGGGUAUGCGAGUGGUCAUCCACACAUCCAACCUCUUCUUUCAAGACUGGCAUCAGAAAACCCAGGGCAUCUGGUUAAGCCCGAUGCUUCCUCGGCUGUCAACAAGCGGAGAGUUGCCGGAGAUGCAGGGCGAGUCACCCACGGGCUUUAAGCAGGACCUCAUUGCGUACCUUAAAGCCUACAGCUCUCACUCGGUCACCUGCUGGGCUGAGCAUCUACAGCAACACGAUUUCUCCGAGGUCAGGGUAUACCUGGUUGGCUCGGUCCCAGGCCGCUUUUCAGGCGACAACAAGGAGAACUGGGGUCACCUUCGGCUUCGCAAGCUGCUGCGCGAGAACCUAUCCCCUGUCGAGGAAGGAAAUGAACAGUGGCCUCUCAUUGGCCAGUUCUCCAGCAUUGGAUCCAUGGGGAUAGAUAGCGACCGGUGGCUGCAGACCGAGUUUCAGGACAGCCUUGUGACACUCGGCCAGAGUGGCUCACCAACCUACAGCUUCAAUCGCACACCGCUGAAGCUGAUCUACCCUACUGUGGAUAAUGUGCGGAUGAGCCUGGAGGGUUACCCGGCUGGUGGAUCCCUCCCCUACAGCGUCCAGACAGCAAGCAAGCAGCAGUGGCUGCACUUGUACUUUCACCGCUGGUUGUCUGAGACAUGUGGCCGCACCCAGGCAAUCCCCCACAUCAAGACGUACCUACGCAUCUCACCGGACUACACCAAGCUCGCCUGGAUACUGCUCACCAGUGCCAAUCUGUCAAGGGCAGCAUGGGGGAGCUAUGAAAAAAGGGGCAACCAGCUGAUGGUGCGAUCCUACGAGCUGGGAGUCCUCUAUCUUCCCACUGCAUUUAACCCAAGUGCAAAAUGGUUUCCUGUGGGACGAGGAACAGUCAUGAAAGAUGCUGAGGGGGUUGUUCCUUCCUUCCCGGUGCCCUUUGACCUGCCGCCAGUGCCGUAUGGCAGUAACGACAAACCAUGGAUCUGGAACAUCCCUUACACGCAUGCGCCAGACUCGCACGGCAACGCCUGGGUGCCUUCUUGAACCACGAACCGCUCCCCAUAUUUAGAUGCAAACCCCCCCACCCCCCCCCGGCUGACCCGCCAACCUGGCCCUAUCAGCCACCUCACAGAUCUUGCCAGUGCUGUACCUCUUUAUAUUUCAUGGGUUAGUUAUCAGUGGGUGCAGCGUCACUAGAAGUUAGUCUGCCCACCCAGAAUAAACAAACUAGCCAACUACCCACCGCGUAUCUGGUUAGAUUGCGUAAUUGGUAGUAGCCAUAGUAUGGUAUUUCAUGUGAAGCCAAGUGUGAAUUUCAUGUUUUUAAGUGUCGUGUGGAUGGAAACACGUGUGACGAGGACCAAUGGGAAUUAGUUUUUUGGCCAGCUCCCAUGUUGGAAUCACAAGGAGAGUGCUGGCUGGCUUCUCUGCUGGGCCUACAUCUUGCGUCUCGUUCAUGAACCAGAAGAUCCAGGCUAGUGUGAGGUCUUGAAUUGCAGUGUUCCUGACUGUGUUACGCCUUGUAUUUGUAGCCUUUUGUACUCUCAUAUGUUCGUAUAUUUUUUAUAACAUUCUGUAGUGGACAAAAGUAGUAAUAAAGGCUGUGUGCAGUCUCUGCGGAACCCACAGUUGGUUCACCGUGAACAAUUAAGAACUGUCUGUGAUAUUCACCCGAAUAACAGCCUCGCUGAGUCUCGCUGAAAUGUUUGCACUCUGCACUGCGAAUAGUGAGUGGUGAGGGACCAAGAUCUGUCGGGGUGGUGGAGACCUGGGACCAGUUCUAGAAAACUUGAAUCCUAAUCCUUCAAUGGAAUUUCCCUUUGCAGAUAUGGCCAGUGCCAGGUGUCUUUUUCAAGGGAGACCUGGAUUUGAGUACAGUACAACCUGGAUUUCAGUGCAGUACAUCCAAAGGGGCAGAGCCAGUCAGGAGCGCCCGGGUCCGGUGGUGGGAAGAAGGAUGACAAGG
Molecule: messenger RNA, 3072 nt
Organism: Lethenteron reissneri (Far Eastern brook lamprey)
Lineage: Eukaryota; Metazoa; Chordata; Hyperoartia; Petromyzontiformes; Petromyzontidae
Gene: TDP1
Product: tyrosyl-DNA phosphodiesterase 1
Biological process (GO): DNA repair
Cellular component (GO): nucleus
Molecular function (GO): 3'-tyrosyl-DNA phosphodiesterase activity; single-stranded DNA binding; double-stranded DNA binding
Source: RefSeq, a predicted model, not a curated record